Lycium ferocissimum is the source of this 903-nucleotide messenger RNA. RefSeq names its product glycine-rich protein A3. Bases 194 to 706 code for a protein of 170 amino acids. Lineage: Eukaryota; Viridiplantae; Streptophyta; Magnoliopsida; Solanales; Solanaceae. The record is from RefSeq and is a predicted model, not a curated record. The transcript has 3 exons.
AUAAGAUUCCUAUAUAUAUUUAGAAAAAAGAAAACGUGUAAUUUAAAAUUUGAUUUGUAUAAAUUUACAAAAAAUUCUGAAAUCAAUAUAUUAUAAGUUUCAAACUUCAGGUGGUCUCUGUGUUGAACAAAAUUGAACUACAUACUUAUCACCAAAUUUCAACAAGGCUCUGAUAAUCGAAUUAGAAAAGAAAAUGGGGGACAAGCAUGAUGACAAAGGACUGUUUUCUCAUCUUGCUGGAUAUGCUAUGGGUGGUCACCACGGAGGCUAUGGCCACGGGGCAUAUCCACCUCAAGGAUAUGGAUAUCCACCACAAGGGUACCCGCCUUCCGGCUAUCCUCCUCACGGUGGAUAUCCACCAGCAGGAUAUCCUUCUCCUCACGCUGGAUACCCACCACCUGCAUAUCCUCCACAUGGUGGAUAUCCGCCUCCUGGUUAUCCUACCGCCCACUAUCCUGGUCCAUCACCUUCACAUCAUGGGCAUGGACCUCAUAUGGGUAUGGGAGGAAUGUUAGCUGGUGGUGCAGCAGCAGCUGCUGCUGCAUAUGGAGCUCACCAUCUCGUGCAUGGUCAUCAUCGUCCUUAUGGCCAUUUCGGCCAUCAUGGCAAGUUUAAGCACGGAAAAUUCAAGCACGGAAAGUUUGGCAGGCGCUGGAAAAGCCAUGGCAUGUUUGGCAGGCACAAGUUUGGCAAGAGAUGGAAGUGAUUCAUUGCCCAAAGUUACAGGAUUGCUGCUAUUAGUUAAUUCUUGCUUGUUAUUUUUCUGUUGACGAUAGAUUUCUGGUUCAUUUUGGGUGUCUAUUCACUGAUAUAUGUGUAUUAUCAACACUCAAUAUGGUUUCGUGUAUUAAUAACUCUCAGUUGAAGUUGAUGACUUACUGCGAGGUGUCAUUCAUAUUAUUA